CUGGCCACAAGCGGGAUUUUGGUGGCGCUGUUUCCCCCCUCGGCAGAAGUAAGGGGAUGAUUUAUUUUCUGAGUGACAGACAGCAUCGAACGUUCUCGGGCGUUGAACGUUCUGGAAGAGUUGACAAUUAUUUUCAUCCGUGGACAAGUUAACUUUUCGCCAGGAGACACCAAGUUAACAACAACAAGUUAGCUUUUCAAUUUGAAAAGAAAUCAUGAAUCCCGUCAGCUUCUUCCCCGGAAAGAUGACGGUGACAUUUAGGAGGGGACCAUCGGGUCAUCUGCGGCAGGACCCAUCCUCUGAGGCCAUGAGGAUAAAACAUAAUCCUGGGCUUCAGGUCAAUAGUCCCGCUGAGAAACCUGAGCUAGUGAAGACCAGCGCUCGCACUGUGGUCAUCCAGCGAGGAGGGGAUGUGUCGGACCGACAGGAGGUGAUGGGAGAGUACCUGCUGCAGUUUGGCAAGUACCAGGGAAAAUCGUUCAAGUGGCUCCUCGAGAACGAUGUUGGCUACACCAUCUACCUGAUGAAAAAGGUAGACGAUGAGGAGAGAGCCGGGACCUUCAACCCACAGGGACACAGUAAGGACAGCCUGCUGUCUUUUCUGGACUAUGCCAGGAGCUUCCAGGAAAUACAGGACCUGAGGAACUACCUGAUCUCCAGGAACCCUGCUGAACCUGUGGCGUCAGAGGGGGACAAUAUUGUCGGCUUUGGUCGCAGGGCCAAAACCACCUGGAGGCAGAUCUGGGAGAGCAGGGCGGAUGGUUAUGCUGCCUACAUCUCACGCCAAAAGUGCAUCAAAAACAGCAAGAUGUACAACCUGCAGCAGUACAUCCUCAAGCAGGAAAGGGCUGAAUCCUGUCCAACACCUGCAGAAGGCUCCACUACAUCUACUGCCUCCAUCCCAACAUCAGGCACUCUAGAAGGCUCCACCACAUCUACUGCCUCCACCACAUCUACUGCCUCCACCCCAACAGCAGGCACUCUAGGUCAGUUCACAACAAUAUUCAAAUACUGACUUCAUGAUCUUUGAAUGUACCUAAAACACAAUGAAUGUUUUGUUUAAUCUCCUGUCAAACACCUGCAGAAGGCUCCACCACAUC
Molecule: messenger RNA, 1100 nt
Organism: Gadus chalcogrammus (walleye pollock)
Lineage: Eukaryota; Metazoa; Chordata; Actinopteri; Gadiformes; Gadidae
Exons: 3
Coding region: 215-1015 (266 amino acids)
Source: RefSeq, a predicted model, not a curated record